Oryza sativa Japonica Group (Japanese rice) is the source of this 3861-nucleotide messenger RNA. RefSeq names its product indole-3-acetate O-methyltransferase 1. The record is from RefSeq and is a predicted model, not a curated record. Gene Ontology annotation, biological process: methylation. Lineage: Eukaryota; Viridiplantae; Streptophyta; Magnoliopsida; Poales; Poaceae. Gene Ontology annotation, molecular function: S-adenosylmethionine-dependent methyltransferase activity.
AUGAGCAGAUCCAGUUUAAAAGUUGUUAUAUUUUGGGACAAAAGGAAGGGAGUAAUUGAAAGGAGGGGCUUGAUUACACAGGUGCCGGACAAAGUCGCCGAUACGCGGUCGCCGGCUUACAACAAGGGGAAGGUGUUCGUGCAAGGCAGCUCGGAGGAGACCGACACGUCGUACCGGCGGCAGUUCCAGUCAGACAUGACGCGCUUCCUGCGCUGCCGCGCCGCCGAGUUGAAACCCGGUCGCGCCUUGUUCCUGGUCUUCAUCGGCCGCUCGUCGUCCGCCGGCCCCACCGACCUAGGCCGCAGCUUCAACCUACUGGGCGCCAUGUUCGAGGAGUCGUGGCGUGACCUCGUCGACGAGGGGUUGAUCGACGGCGGGACGAUGGACAGCUUCAACAUCCCGUCGUACGCCGCGACGCUGGAGGUGUUCAGGGAGGCCGCCGAUGGCUCCUUCGCUGUCAACCGGCUGGAGCACGUCAUGGGAAGCCAUCUCGCCAUGGACGAUGACCCCCAUGACCGCCGCGUGGUCGGGCGCAGGGUGGCGAACAAGCAGCGAUCGAUCUUCGGGCCGCUCGUCGAAGCGCACAUCGGCAGGGCGCUCGUGGACGAGCUGUUCGUCCGGAUGGAGAGUCCCGUAGGAGAGCUCGCCGAUGAGCUUGGGGACGAGAUGGGGGUCCACUUCCACAUCGUGUGCACGCUUUCACUCGUCUGACGAUAUUUACAUUGUACACUGUUCUAAUAAUGAAAAAAUAUGCAAAUUUUGGGCACAACACGGAAUAUUAGUUCGAGCGCCGCACAACGCCCUCUCCUUCCGGAUUUUCCCUUUUUUACCACCGCACCUUUCCUCCGCAUCCCAGCUUUUCUCAGUUCGUUUUUUUCAUUUUUUACCACUCCACCUUCCGUGUUUAUUUUUUCUCUUUUCCAUCUCAUCCGUGCUUCAUCCAUGGACCUAGUAAAAUAUUAAUCAUCUAUAUUUUUCUGUUUUUCGUUCCUUCUAUGUAGUUUUUCUGUUUUCUCGUUUUAGUAAAAUAUUUACCGGUAGUUUUUCUUUCCGAGUUUUCUUUUUCUAGUAUCUCCGCACGUUUCAAACGUUUCAAAAGUAACCAAUUUACUCCUAGCCUCUCACAUUACUCAUUCAAAAGUAACAAAUUUACUCACAUGAAUGCGUCCACAUCGUAUGACGCCAUACCUAGAUUAUCGUAAAAGAAUUACUACCAGCUUACAACGCUAGUAAUUCUUUUACCAAUAUUAUAAAUAUUAUUUAGAUUUCGUGGUCUGUGAGUAAAACAAUUACUACCUUCCUCUCAAUAUAGCCCAUGAUCUCGUAGCCACCGUGUAGUAAUGUGUUUACCGAUGUGUUCAAUACACAUUAUAAGAGUAAAAACUGAGAUUUCGUGGUCUGCGAGUAGAACAAUUACCACCUUCCUCUCGAUAUAGCCAUGAAAUCGUAGCCACCCUGUAGUAAUAUGUUUACUGAUGUGUUCAAUAUACAGUAUACGAGUAAAAACUGAUACUAAGAGUAUUGUUGAUCUGUAUCACAAAAUAGUCGUAUGAAUGAAAAAAUUACAGGCUCAAUCACACACAAGCGAUAAAAUUACUCAUAGGUGAAUCAAACUAGAAAAGAAAAAAAAAUGAUUCAGCCAAAAAUCCAUCUGGUGGCUUUGCUGGAUCUUGCUAUGAGGAUGAAGAGCACGGUCUGUAUCUUGUGACUGGUAGUGGAGAGGGCAACCAGGUGGCAAACAAUAGUCGACAAUAGAAUCAUGGAAGGAUGUAGCGGUGAGGUAUAGAUAUGAGCUCGACGUUGUGCAGUAGCAGCCAUCCAUCAUCUAGCAAGCACGAAAAAAAUGCAAAAACAUUCUCGUUCAUGUCAAUACAUAUGAUGAGGAAAAGAAAAAUAGCAAACAACCUCCAUCACCGGUGGACUCCACCCUAUCCUCUGCGGCCAGCCACAUGGAGCACGAUGUGCAAAUGUAGGACCUGUGCAGCCCAUCAAUUGAGAUUAGGUAAUAUUGGAGAUUGCACGUUAAUUUGAUUUGCAAAAAUAAUUAGGGCUUCAUGCGUGAAGUUGAAGGAGAGUAUGCAGAUGCAAAUCAGAGUGUCAUUUCCUUACUUGCUUGUUCUAUCAAUGUCGCCGACGUGGAGCAUCUGCUUGUUGCUGCUACUGGCUCAGGUGAACACCUCUUUGCUGGUUAAGGUGUUGCCUAGCGUCCGGCAGCGAGGCCCGAAGUAGUGCCUUCGCCUUAACCACCGCCGGCCACCGCUCGCUGACCACCGCCAUCAACCGCCAUGGUGUCGUCCUCCUCCUCCAUGAUGUGUCGUCGAUUUGUGGGCUGGGAUGGUGGAUCGAUUCAGAUCCGAAAAAAGAGAGGAAAAAACGGAGUGGGGGCGAGAGUGGUUGGUUGGGUACGGGAAAAAUAGAAUAUAUACCAGAAGCAGAGAAGUUGUUUUUAUCGAAGUAAUCAUUUACUCCGAUAAUGGUGGGAACAUGAUGCGGGACGUUGGGUGGGAUCGGAAGCAGAGGAGUUGUUUUUAUAAUCGAAGUAAAUUACUCGAAUAAAGGUGGGUGGUUGAGGCGCGCGAUAGGAGUAAAUUGUUUACUUCGACAACGGUAGGAGUGGGAUGACGUGACGUGGGGGAUGGUGGGCUUGGGCUGAUGCAUGUUUGGCGCUUGGAAUAUGCGCUCCUAAUAGUAGUUCUAUAUAAUAAUUCUAUUUGCUAAAUAAGUCUGUUGGAAAUAUGGUCAUAAAUCGGCAUAUUUUAAUUCAGAAAAACAAGAUAAUAAACAUGACAUGCAAGUGGGAAGUGAUCUAGUGCUAGUGCUAAACAUAAAUAUGCUAAGAGCAAGAAAAAAACAUCAUCUACAAACAUGUUUGACACUAGAAAUAGAAAUCCUAUAUACUCGAAGAAUACUCCAAAGUAUGUUGAGGCAUUAGUAUUAUCUCCGUCGACGUUCUCUCUGGUGCACCGUCAUUCACUCCAGUAGCGCCGGUGCCGGUGGCAGCCUUCAUGAUGUAGAGGAAGAAGAUGAAGCAGACCGUCGAUGCAGAGGAAGUAGACGUGUUAUAGAGGAUGUAGCUGAUGUAGAGCCAUCGCACUGCUGGAUGCUCCCACCACCCGCCUACCCUUGCAGGUACACAAUUAGAUAGAGUUUUGGAGGCCUACUCAUCCCGAGUACCUAUGCGCACAGGAGGUCAGAACCGGGGAAACAGUAGCUAGCGCAAGAACAGAAGAACAGAGAUUAAUGUUAUGAGACUGUUGGAAUAAAUGGGAUAGGCCAAAUUUAUUCCCAAUAAAUUAAUUCCAUUGGCCCAUAAUUAAUGUUACAAGAUUUGAAUUUAACUGGAGAGAUCUCAACUUAAAUAGAGAGUUAUUAGAGAGCAUCUGUUGACCGGUUAAGGUGGUGGUGGUACUGCCACACGUGCGCGCCGAGCCGGGCUGAGGCCGAGGCAAGGCGUCGCUGGCUGCUGCUACUGCUCUCUCUUUCACACAUUAUUUUGCAAUGGACGGGAAUUGAAUUUGUAACGGUUGAGAAUCAACACCAUUACCUCUACAACAAAUGAGAGUAUCAAUCCCGAUUUAAUUAUCAGAUUAACUCUGUUGGUUGCUCUGGUAAUAGACCUAUUGAUUACUCUGGCAACGGGUAGAUUCCCCUCUCGCACACUGUAUAAACCCAUCAGACCUGUUGAUUACUCCGAUAACAGGCAUAUUUCCCUCUCGCGCACUACAUAUAUCCAUCAUGAUUACUCCGACAAUGAGCAGAUUACCCUCUCGUGCACUAUAUAAACCCAUUAGACCUGUUGAUUACUCCGACAACAGGCAGAUUCCCCUCUCGUGCACUAUAUAAACCCAUCACCUAGAGAGG